Sus scrofa (pig) is the source of this 939-nucleotide messenger RNA. RefSeq names its product olfactory receptor 2L2-like. Lineage: Eukaryota; Metazoa; Chordata; Mammalia; Artiodactyla; Suidae. The record is from RefSeq and is a predicted model, not a curated record. Gene Ontology annotation, molecular function: G protein-coupled receptor activity; olfactory receptor activity. Gene Ontology annotation, biological process: G protein-coupled receptor signaling pathway. Gene Ontology annotation, cellular component: membrane.
AUGGAAAAUUAUAAUCAAACAUCAAUUUACUUCAUCUUAUUGGGAUUAUUCCCCUCUUCAAGAAUUGGCAUGUUUCUUUUUAUUAUUAUUGUUCUCAUUUUCUUAAUAGCUCUAUUUGGCAACUUCUCCAUGAUCCUACUCAUUUUUCUGGACAACAAUCUCCACACACCCAUGUAUUUUCUACUCAGUCAGCUCUCCCUCAUGGACCUGACCUAUAUCUCCACCAUUGUCCCCAAAAUGGCCUACAAUUUUCUGUUUAAUGACAAGUCUAUAUCUUUCAUUGGAUGUGGAAUUCAGAGCUUCUUCUUCUUGACUUUAGCAGGUGCAGAAGGAUUGCUCUUGGCUGCUAUGGCUUAUGAUCGUUUUGUAGCGAUUUGCUUUCCUCUUCACUAUCACAUUCGCGUUAGCAAAAGAAUAUGUGUGUUGAUGAUAAUUGGAUCUUGGAUAAUGGGCUCUAUCAACUCCUUUGCCCACACCGCAUAUGCCCUCAAUAUCCCUUAUUGUCAAUCCAGGGCCAUCAAUCAUUUCUUCUGUGAUGUUCCAGCCAUGUUAACUCUGGCCUGCAUAGAUACCUGGGUCUAUGAGUCCACAGUGUUUGUCAGCACCACUAUCUUCCUUUUAGUGCCUUUUACUUGUAUUGCAUUUUCCUAUGGUCGUAUUCUCCUUGUUGUCCAUCACAUGAACUCAACAGAAGGGAAGAAGAAGGCCUAUUCAACAUGCAGCACCCACCUCACUGUGAUUACUUUAUACUCUGCACCAUUUGCUUAUACUUAUCUACGCCCCAAAUUUCUACGUACUCCAACAGAGGACAAGGUUCUGGCUAUGCUCUACACUAUUUUCACCCCAAUGCUCAAUCCUAUUAUCUACAGCCUGAGAAACAAGGAGGUGAUGGGGGCUCUGAGAAGAGUAAUUCAGAGAAUCUGCUCUGUGAAAAUGUAG